AUGAGCGAAGAGACGGGCACGGAGGUUGCCGAUAGCGAGGCUGCGGUGACGCAGCGAUUCCGCCGGUUCAAGGACGACCUCCGGCGCGAGCGCGCGUCCGAGGGCGCCACGCCGGACGACGGUCCCAAUCCGCUCGAUCAGCCCGACGCCAGGGUGGACUGGUCGGACCUCCCCGACGGCAUCCUGCACCGCGUGUUCCAGAUGCUGUAUCGGGAGAAGGGCGGGCGCGAGCUCGUGGGGGUGUGCGGGCAGGUGUGCCGGGGAUGGCACGACGACGCGCUGGACGUGCUCAUGCAGGACACUGCCGCGACGCGCAGGCCGGUGCCGGGGGUCGCGCCCGAGCACGACGGCGACGACGACGACGACGAGACCGACCCGGGCGGAGAGACGGGAGCCGGCGGGAGGCGACGAGGACGCGGGGGCGGGGGACGACGGACGACGGCACGGGAGGGCGACGAGGAGGACACGACGGCGGCGGCGAAGAGGGAAACGAGCGACACCUCGUCCGCGGACGACGACGAGGUCGGCAGCAAGCGCAGGAGGCUCCCGGACGAGAGCGAGGCUGCAUCGGCGGGCGCCGACGACGACGGCAGCGGAUUCAAUGUGGGAGGCGGAGGCGCGACAGCUGUGCCGGCGAUCGCGGCGACAGCUGUGCACGCGGCGACGCAUCACCGCCGCGCGUCCGGGGCGUCCGGGGCGCCCGCGGAUCAGGCGGGGAGCGGCGCGCAGGACAGCGCGCACUGCCAGCACAGCGACGGGUCCGUCCGGCCGGCUUAG
This is a messenger RNA of Micromonas commoda, 777 nucleotides long. RefSeq lists its product with no specific name. The record is from RefSeq and is a predicted model, not a curated record. The transcript has a single exon. NCBI's taxonomy places the organism in Eukaryota, Viridiplantae, Chlorophyta, Mamiellophyceae, Mamiellales, Mamiellaceae. The coding region runs from base 1 to 777 and encodes 258 amino acids. Gene Ontology annotation, molecular function: protein binding.